UUUCCAAAUAACAAAAAAAAUAAACAUAAAAAAGGAAAAUGUCAAAAAAAAAAAAAAAGCCACUAUUUCUUUUUUGUAAAAAAACCCUAGUCAUUCAGUGACUAAACGGAAGUGGCCAAAGCUCUCAUCGCAUCGCAUCGCAUCGCAUCGCAUGCGCGUUCUCUCUGCGUUGAUAGCCUCAUCAACUUCCACUGGUCGUCAUUUGUUCUCUGCUCACACCUUCAAAUCCCGAGCUUCUUCGCUUGCUCAAAUCUUUACGAGCCGCCAAUCACCAUUCAUGGCUUCCGAGGACUCGCUCCGCCAAGCACUGGCUUCUAAGCUGGCUGAGAUUGAAGCCCAAGGCAAUAAUGUCCGGGCCCUGAAAGCCUCUGGCGCCGCCAAGCCUGAUAUUGACGCUGCCAUCGAGGCUCUCAAUGGCUUGAAGUUGGAGAGGGGUUCCAUCGAGAAGGACCUCCAAGCUGCUGUCAGUUCCUCCGGUGAUGGCUCCGUUAACAGGGAGCUUUUCCGUCAGACGGUCGUCAACACCCUAGAACGGCGUUUGUUUUACAUUCCGUCUUUCAAAAUAUACCGUGGUGUCGCUGGGCUCUAUGACUAUGGGCCGCCUGGUUGCGCCGUUAAAGCCAAUGUGCUUGCUUUUUGGCGUCAGCAUUUUGUUCUGGAGGAGAACAUGUUGGAAGUUGACUGCCCGUGUGUUACCCCUGAGAUCGUUCUCAAGGCGUCUGGUCAUGUGGAUAAAUUCACUGAUCUUAUGGUCAAGGAUGAGAAAACCGGGACCUGCUACCGGGCUGACCACUUGAUCAAGGACUUCUGCAAAGAGAAGCUUGAGAAAGAUCUUAGCAUUACUGCUGAGAAGGCUGCGGAAUUCAGACACGUACUUGCUGUGUUGGAUGAUCUCUCACCUGAAGAGAUGGGUGCAAAAAUCAAGGAGUAUGGGAUUCUUGCCCCAGAUACAAAGAAUCCACUGUCGGAUCCUUAUCCGUUUAACCUCAUGUUUCAAACAUCAAUAGGUCCCUCUGGCUUGAGCCCAGGGUACAUGCGUCCGGAAACUGCACAAGGCAUAUUUGUAAAUUUCAAAGAUUUGUACUAUUACAAUGGGAGCAAGCUUCCUUUUGCUGCUGCCCAAAUUGGGCAGGCUUUCAGAAAUGAGAUUUCUCCUCGCCAAGGUCUUCUGAGAGUCCGUGAGUUCACUCUUGCUGAGAUUGAGCACUUUGUUGAUCCCGAAGACAAAUCACACCCAAAAUUCUCAGAAGUUGCAAACUUGGAGUUUCUAAUGUUCCCUAGGGAAGAACAAAUGUCUGGUCAAUCUGCAAAGAGAAUUCCACUGGGUGAAGCAGUUGCUAAGGGAAUUGUGAACAAUCAAACUCUUGGCUACUUCAUUGGGAGAGUAUAUCUUUUCCUAACUCGUCUUGGUAUAAACAGCGACCGUCUACGUUUCCGACAGCACCUUGCAAAUGAAAUGGCUCAUUAUGCUGCUGAUUGUUGGGAUGCGGAGAUUGAAUGUUCCUAUGGCUGGAUUGAGUGUGUUGGCAUUGCUGAUAGAUCAGCGUAUGACUUGCGUGCUCAUUCUGAGAAAAGUGGUGUUGCUCUUGUUGCUGCUGAAAAAUUUUCCGAACCUAGAGAAGUGGAGAAAUUGGUCAUAGCUCCAGUUAAGAAAGAGCUGGGCCUUGCAUUUAAGGGGAGUCAAAAGAAUGUGGUUGAAGCUUUGGAGGCAAUGAAUGAGAAAGAAGCUUUGGAAUUGAAAGCCAAUUUGGAAGCCAAAGGAGAGGUGGAGUUUUUUGUCUGCACCCUUGGGAAAAAUGUAUCUAUUAAGAAGAGCAUGGUGACAAUUUCCAAGGAAAAGAAGAAAGAGCACCAACGAGUAUUCACACCUUCUGUAAUAGAACCGUCUUUUGGUAUUGGGCGAAUCAUUUAUUGUCUCUACGAGCACUCUUACUACAUGAGACCAAGUAAAGCUGGGGAUGAACAAUUGAAUGUCUUUCGCUUCCCAUCUCUCGUUGCACCCAUUAAAUGCACAGUUUUUCCACUGGUUCAAAAUGAACAAUAUGAAAAGGUUGCAAAAGACAUUUCCAGGUCAUUGACUGCAUCUGGCAUCUCACAUAAGAUUGACAUUACAGGUACCUCAAUUGGAAGAAGGUAUGCACGAACAGAUGAACUUGGUGUACCAUUUGCAAUCACUGUUGAUUCAACAUCAUCUGUGACAAUCCGGGAGAGGGACAGCAAAGAUCAAAUACGGGUGAAUGUGGAAGAGGCAGCAUCUGUUGUGAAGGAGGUCACUGAUGGAUUGAGGACAUGGGCAGAUGUUUGGUCAACUUUUCCUCAUCAUUCCUCUGGCUCUGCAGAAGAUGAUGAAUGAUUGAGUUCUGUUAUUUUUAACACCAAAAGAGAUUUAACAUGCUACAUAUGACUUUUGAGUUUCAAACGGUUUGUAUGACAUUACAAAAGCCUACAAUGUUGAUGAUAAAGAUACUCUUUUCUAUCUACAACAUAAAUUGAUUGGAA
Molecule: messenger RNA, 2499 nt
Organism: Ziziphus jujuba (common jujube)
Lineage: Eukaryota; Viridiplantae; Streptophyta; Magnoliopsida; Rosales; Rhamnaceae
Product: glycine--tRNA ligase, mitochondrial 1
Exons: 9
Coding region: 152-2353 (733 amino acids)
Biological process (GO): mitochondrial glycyl-tRNA aminoacylation
Cellular component (GO): mitochondrion; cytoplasm
Molecular function (GO): ATP binding; glycine-tRNA ligase activity
Source: RefSeq, a predicted model, not a curated record